Molecule: messenger RNA, 3876 nt
Organism: Aegilops tauschii subsp. strangulata
Lineage: Eukaryota; Viridiplantae; Streptophyta; Magnoliopsida; Poales; Poaceae
Source: RefSeq, a predicted model, not a curated record
AUGGAGAUCCCCGACCACCAGACCAAUCCCUGCGCGAUCUGUCUCAGUGGCAUGGGCGCCGGCGGUGGUCAGGCCACCUUCACGGCGGAGUGCUCCCACACGUUUCACUCCAGCUGCAUCUCCGCCAGCGUCUGCCCGCUCUGCAGCGUGCCGCGGUACGACCUGCCGUUCCGGCGACCCACACCACCUCCACCUCCGCCGCCCCCGCCGGUGCGAACUCAGCCAGAGACUCGUCUCAUUCCCCUCCGCCCGUGCAUCAUUCUCCCGCGGCAGUCACCUCCCGUGCAUUUCGUGCACGGUCAGCCACCGCCACCGCCACCACGACCGACAUACUCGUGGCCACGCAUUCCCACGCAGGCACGACAGCCGCCGCCACGGCCCGUGAAUCUCGUGCACGGUCAGCCACCACCGCCGCCGCCACCACCGCCCCUGCGUUCCGUGCCACCGCCACCACCGCCCGUGCGUUCCGUGCCACGGCCACCACUAACAUCGUCGUGGCCGCGCUUGCCCACGCAGCUACCUCCGCCGCCUCCACCGCCGCCACCACGCGUGCGUAGUAGGCAGGCUCAGCCACAAUGCAGCUUCGACGACGACGAGCAGGUUGGUCCCGCCUCUGGGCCGCCAGCUGGCAACGGGUCACCAGCCGCUGCAUCAAACGAAGCAGUUGUCAUCAAGACGCGAAGCGAGUACCCGGUCAUCGCCAUGGAUUUGCCCAGCGACAACUUCGCCGUGCUCGUGCACGUCCAGGCUCCCGGGAUGACCGACAUCACGGCAGCCGGUGGCGACGCACCGCGCACGCCGGUGGACCUCGUGACAGUUCUAGAUGUCAGUCACAGUAUGAGCGGGCAAAAGUUGACGCUGUUGAAGCAGGCCAUGCGGUUCGUCAUCGCCAAUCUCGGCCCCGACGACCGCCUCUCCGUCGUGUCCUUCAACACGAAGGCGCGUCGGGUGACCAGGCUCACGCGCAUGUCGGAGGCCGGGAAAGCCCUGUCCGUGAGCGCUGUGGAGUCCCUCACGGCGGACGGCUGCACCGACAUCGCCGAGGGGCUCCGUAUGGCAGCCAUGGUACUCGACCAGCGCCGGCACAGGAACGCCGUCUCGAGCGUCGUGCUCCUUUCUGAUGGCCAGGACAACUACAUCAUGAUGAGGCACCAGGAGUAUUCCGGCGUCCAGGCCAACGACUACGAGGACCUCGUCCCGCCCACCUUCGCGCGCACGGGCGCUGACGGCGAAUGGUCAGCAUCGAUCCACACUUUCGGCUUCGGCAAUGACCAUGACGCGACCGCGAUGCACGUCAUCGCCGAGGCUACAGGCGGCACGUUCUCGUUCGUCGAGAACGAGGCGGUGAUCCAGGACGCGUUCGCACAGUGCAUCGGCGGGCUGCUCUCUGUCGUGGUCCAGGAGGCUCGCAUCGCCGUCGCGUGCGUGCACCCCGGGGUCCGUGUCAUGUCGGUCAAGUCCGGCAGUUACGAGAGCCGCAUCGACGAGGACGGCCGCGCCGCCACGGUCUGGGUCGGAGAACUAUACGCUGAUGAGGAGAGGCGUUUCUUGCUGAUCCUGACCGUGCCAAGAGCCGAAGCGACAGACGGUGACACCACCGCUCUGUUGAAUGUGUCAUUCAGCUGCAGAGACGCGGCGACCGGCAUGGACGUGAACGUGUCGGCCAAGGAUACACUGGUGGCGAGGCCGGAGCACGCCGCGGACGCGAAGCGGUCGGUGGAGGUUGAGCGGGAGCGCGUUCGGGUGGAUGCGGCGGAGGACAUCGCGGCGGCGAGGGCGGCAGCGGAGCGGGGCGAGCACCAGGAGGCGGUGGCGAUACUCAAGAACCGGCAGCGUGCAGUGGCGCUGUCAGAGGCGGCGAGCGAUGGCGAUCCCGUGACCAUGGCGCUGGAGGCCGAGCUGCAAGAGAUGCGCGGGCGCGUGUCGAACCGACAGAGCUACGCGUUGUCGGGUCGGGCGUACAUGCUCGCCGGCAUCAGCGCGCACCAGCAGCAACGCGCUACCUCGAGGCAGAUGAAUCUGGUGGAGGAGAUGUCGGUGGAAUCUAUGGCCGCACUGGCGGCGGCGCCGCCAGUGAAGUUGGCAUCGAACGAGGCGACAUUGUCGUACGCGACGCCGGCUAUGCACGCCAUGCUGCUACGCUCGCGUAGGGCACGGGAGGCAUCAGCCGAGCAAGGGCAGCAACUACAAGCUGAAGAAGAAUACACAGGAAGCUCUGAACACGGUCAGCCAACGCCGCCACUGACAUCGUCGUUUCCCCGCUUGCCCACGCAGCUACGUCCGCCACCGCCGCCGCCACCGCCGCCACCCGUGCGUAUCGGGCAUGCUCAGCCACCUACGGUUGUCUUCGAUGACGACGAGCAGGGUGGUCCGGCCUCUGGGCCGCCAGCUGACAACCGGUCACCAGCCGCCGCGUCGAACGAAGCAGUUGUCGUCAAGACGCAGAGCGAGUACCCGGCCAUCGCUAGGGAUUCGUCCAGUGAAAACUUCGCCAUGCUCGUGCACGUCCAGGCUCCCGGGAUGACCGACAUCAUGGCGGCUGGUGGCGACGCGUCGCGCGCGCCGGUGGACCUCGUGACGGUUCUCGACGUCGGUGGCAGCAUGAGCGGGUACAAGCUGGCGCUGCUGAAGCAGGCCAUGCGGUUCAUCAUCGCCAAUCUUGGCCCCGGCGACCGCCUCUCCGUCGUGUCCUUCUCCUCCGUGGCACGCCGCCGGACCAGGCUCACGCGCAUGUCGGAGACCGGGAAGGCCCUGUCCGUGAGCGUCGUGGAGCCGCUCACGGCGGGCGGCGGCACCGACAUCGCCGAUGGGCUCCGUAUGGCAGCCAUGGUACUCAACCAGCGUCGGCACAGGAACGCCGUCUCUAGCGUCGUGCUCCUCUCCGACGGCCCAGGGCCAUCUGGCGUCCAGGCCAACAACUACGAGGAGCUCGUCCCGCCCUCCUUCGCGCGCACGGGCUUUGACGGCGAAUGGUCAGCGCCGAUCCACACGUUCGGCUUCGGCAACGACCACGACACGGCCGCGAUGCACGCCAUCGCCGACGCGACGGGCGGCAUGUUCUCAUUCAUCGAGAACGAGGUGGUGAUCCAGGACGCGUUCGCCCAGUGCAUCGGCGGGCUGCCCUCCGUCGUGGUCCAGGGGGCUUGCAUCGCCGUCGCGUGCGUGCACCCCGGGGUCCGUGUCAUGUCGGUCAAGUCCGGCAGUUACAAGAGCCGCAUCGACGAGGACGGCCGCGCCGCCACGGUCUGGGUCGGGGAACUCUAUGCCGAGGAGGAGAGGCGUUUCUUGCUGUCUCUGGCCGUGCCAAGAGCUGAAGCAACAGACGGCGACGCCGCUACUCUGGUGAAAGUGGUGUUCAGCUACAGAAACGCGGCGACCGGCGCGGACGUGAGCGUGACAACGGAGGACACAGUGGUGGCGAGGCCGGAGCACGCGCCGAACGCAUCGGAGCGGUCGGUAGAGGUGGAGCGGGAGCGCAUCCGGGUGGAGGCGGCAGAGGACUUCACGGCGGCGAGGGCAGCGGCGGAACGGGGCGACCACCGGGAGGCGGUGAAGAUACUCAACAACCGGCAGCGUGCAGUGGCGCUGUCACAGUUGUCGCGCGACGACGACCCCGUGAUCAUGGCGCUGGAGGCCGAGCUGUGGGGGAUGUGCGGGCGCGUGGCGAACCGGCAGAGAUACGCGCGGUCGGGUCCGGCGUACAUGCUUUAGUUAACAGCAUGUUCGAUGCAUGCAGUCCAUUGAUCCAAACAUCCCAGACCUCCUCAUUCUUUACUCGUCUUCGUCAUUGGAUGCCAUCAAGUAUUCUAGCCCAAAUAUCUCAAUCGUGACUUUUGUGUAUGUUUUUUCGUGAAAAAAGUAGGACUUUGUUGCGUA